Molecule: messenger RNA, 3231 nt
Organism: Neoarthrinium moseri
Lineage: Eukaryota; Fungi; Ascomycota; Sordariomycetes; Amphisphaeriales; Apiosporaceae
Exons: 9
Coding region: 1-3231 (1076 amino acids)
Molecular function (GO): oxidoreductase activity
Source: RefSeq, a predicted model, not a curated record
AUGGUGCCUAUUAAUCAAGAUCCACCAAACGGUACUAGCGACCACCAUGCAGCCAGCAGCACAGGAGCAAAAAGGCCUAUCCGGAUUGCGGGUUGCUCAGGAGGUGUAUAUGACCGCAAGAGAGCAAUCCAUGACAUGGCAAAGAACGAGGAUGUGGACGUGAUUACGGGCGACUGGAUGUCAGAAUGUAACAUGACUCUGCGAGGUUCCGAUAAACGCGAUCGCUUGGCGCAGCAGAAGAUGACCUCGGGUUCAACAAUCGUUGCACAGGGAUAUGAGCCUUACUUUUUGGAAGAAAUCGAUCCUGCCAUCCCUUGGCUGGCCCAGAAAGGUGUCAAGAUUGCAGUCAAUGCCGGAGCCAGUGACGUGCACGGCCUAGCCGAAGCAGUCGACAAGCUGAUAACGAAGCAUGGGGUUAGCCUUAAGAUUGGAAUCGUUGAUGGCGAUGAUGUUACAGACGCUGCACUUGAGCUCUAUCGUCAAGGAGAACCUUUCUUGAGCCUUCCGGCGAAUAAGCCAAUUCAGGAGUGGGGUUUUGAGCCUAUCUGCGCUCAAUGCUACCUUGGAGGCACAGGAAUUGCUGCAUGUUUUCAGGGCGGUGCAGAUAUUGUGCUCUGUGGUCGCGUUGCUGAUGCCUCUGUGACAUUGGGUGCGGCAAUGUGGUGGCACGGAUGGACGAGAGAUAAUAUGAAGGAGCUUGCGGGUGCCCUGAUGAUUGGCCACAUAAUCGAGUGCAGUACCUACGCAACUGGUGGCUACUACUCAGGCUUCAAGGAUCUUGGUGUUCAUGACACCGAUAUGGGCUACCCAAUUGCUGCUAUCGAUGAAAAGGGAGAAGCGGUUAUCUCGAUGGAGCAAGGUAAAGAUGGUUUGGUUAGUAUCGCUACUGUUGCCAGUCAGCUCCUGUAUGAGAUCCAGGGGCCGCUUUACUACAACUCGGACGUAACAGCUUCCAUUGAAGAUAUCGUGUUGCGAGAAGUCGGUGAAAACCAAGUGCACGUCUCAGGAGUCAAAGGGCUGCCACCACCGUCGACGACCAAAGUGGGCUUAACAGCGAAAGGCGGGUGGCAAGCAGAGUUUCAUUUCUACCUCACCGGUCUUGAUAUCGAAGAAAAGCUUGCUAUGAUUGAACGGCAGACAAAGGCCCGUAUGGGAAGUGAUAUUGAAAAAUUCUCAUGCCUGAAAUUCAUGAUUGCCGGCGUCGUCCCAGAGAACCCAUGCAGUCAGGAGGAGGCGACUGUAGACUGCAGGAUAUUUGCUCAAAGCGCAGACCCUGACAUAUUGUCGGGGUCCAGCUUUGUUGACUCUGAUCGUGGCUCUUUCGCACGGUUCUGUAUCGAAAAUCUACUUCAAGGCUACCCAGGUAGCACUAUGGCGCCCGACAUGCGCACUGCGAUUGGUCGCCCCUUCUUCGAGUAUUGGGUCAGCCUCAUGCCUCAGACCUUUGUCCAUGAGACAGCCCAUCUACCCGAUGGGACUAUCCUUGACAUCCCUUCGCCAACCAACGUGAGGACGUAUGAGCGAGAACAGCCUAGUUACGAUACACAGAACCCAAUAGACCUUGCAAGCCUCGGUCCGACCACGCUUGCACCUCUUGGAUACGUUGUCAUGGGUCGAUCUGGCGACAAGAGCUCGAACUGCAAUCUUGGUCUGUUCGUCAGGCAUGACGAUGAGUGGGACUGGCUUCGAUCGUUGCUUAGCACAUCAAAGCUGCGAGAGCUUCUGGGCAGAGAUGACGUUGGUCGACAGAUUGACCGCUGCGAGUUCCCUAACAUCCGCGCUGUCCAUUUCUUACUGAAAGAUCAUCUCGACAGAGGGUUCAACUCGACGAGCAGCUUUGACAGCUUGGGCAAGAAUCUCUGUGAAUACAUUCGAUGCAAGCACGUGGAAAUCCCAAACAGGUUCCUAGAUAGAGGCGAGUGGGAGAUACGAGAGAUUAAGAUUCACCUCAUGCAAAAGAGUCGUGUAGACCGACUCCGUAGGAGUGAUAAGCUGCACGUUGCCAAUUGGCUGAAUUGGCUGAUGGUGCGCUGUGAGGUCAAGCCCGACGAAUUUGAAUUGCGCUUCGUCGGCGGCUUCCGGACAGCCGCCACCGCCCUCACAAUGUCCCACAUCACUGUGGAGCGGCUACAAGUCCCGGAAUCGUCCGGCAUCAACUUUGGUGCAACCAUCACCAACGUAGACAUCGAACAUCUCACUGAUGCCGAUUUUGAUGUCAUCCGCGAGGCGCUCUUCACGCAUCAGGUCGUGAUCUUCAAGAACCAGAGCGCGGUAUCUCCCAAAGCCCAAUUCGAAUUGACUCGGAGAUUUGAUCCGGCCGGAACCUCAUAUGGUCACGGCAAGACUAUAGAUGCCAAACGCAGCAUCCUGCAUCCUGAUCUAAAGACUGUUCCGCAUCAGCCUCAGGUCCAGAUCAUCGGCAAUGGCUUCGUGUCCGAAUAUGAGGGGUUGAAGGAUUUUAGGCUGAAGCAUCCGCACCACAAGACUUUCCAUGCUACAUCCAUCCCCGCCGAGGAUGACCUAGACUUCACUCGCUUUUAUAGAUGGCACAUUGACGCCGCUUUAUACGGCCUAGCUCCACCUGUGGCGACUACACUUCUGGCAGUCAAGGUACCCGGUGGACGGCGGCAAACCUGCCGCUACGAUGACGGCACCGGCGAUGAACUAGAUGUGCCGCUUGGUACUACUGCGUUUGUGUCAGGCUACACGAUGUACGACAUACUCUCUGAUGCCGAUAAGGAGUUCGCGCGCACCACGAAGGUCGAAUACGCGCCACACCCUUACAUUUGGAUGUCUGGGGCGAAAGCUCGCUCUGAUGGGCUAGGACUGGUCACUCAGGGGCUGGAGAUACCCUUUGACGACCUCCCUCCUAUCGAGGAAGAGAAGAUACAGAUCUUGCCAAUUUGCUGGCGUAACCCUGUCACGGGAAAACUUGCCAUUCAGGUCCACCCUGCGGCGAUACGCAGGCUUCACCUAGAAAACGGCACAGUGAUUGAAGAUCUGGCCGAAGUCCGUCAAAUCAUCUACCGACUACAACGGCCUGGUAUUGCACCCAACAUGGUUUACGCACAUGAUUGGGAGGAAGGUGACUUUGUUCUCUUCCAUAAUCGGGGAGUACUGCACUCGGUCGUUGGAGCAUUCGCAGAGGACGAAGUCAGGCUCUUCAGGCAGUGCAACAUAGCGGCAAGUCAUCUGCCCGAGGGGCCGCGAGAUGUUGCAGCAGCAGCUUGA